UACGUAUCGAUAUAGUCGAAAUGAAAAAAAAAAAUGAAAACAUUAACAUUACAUGGUAAUUGGAUAAUUUUGAUAAUUUUCGUUUAUGGGACGAAUGGCGAUUGCGGCUGCAACAAGCUGGAGAGGGAUGCGACUGUCGUGGAGGAGCCGGAUCAAGUAUGCCAACGACAGGCUCGAAAUACGAACAAGCACUAUCGCGACUACUAUGCUGACGUUGAGGUGGAGCCCGAGAUCGAGGGCAUGUCCCUGAUCCCCGGUGGCAGCGUACACAUUGGCACCGACAUCCCGCACUUCCAAGCAGAUCGGGAGUCGCCCGAGCGGUUGGUGAAACUGAAGGACUUUUACUUGGACAAGCACGAGGUGUCCAACGCGAAGUUUGAAGAGUUUGUGUCGGCCACCAAAUACACGACAGAAGCGGAACGGUUUGGCGACAGUUUUCUCUUCAAAACCCUGCUCAGUGCGGCAGAGCAGAAGCGACUUGAGGACUACCGCGUGGCCAGUGCACCCUGGUGGUACAAGGUCAGUGGAGUGGGCUGGCGAAAUCCCAACGGCGUCGACAGCAGCCUAAACGGUCUCGAACAGCAUCCCGUGGUGCAUGUGUCCUGGCGCGAUGCUGUUGCCUACUGUACCUGGGCCGGAAAGCGUUUGCCCAGCGAAGCAGAGUGGGAGGCGGCCUGCCGAGGGGGCAAGCAACGCAAACUCUUCCCGUGGGGCAAUAAGCUGAUGCCCAAGGAUCAGCACUGGCUGAACAUUUGGCAGGGCGACUUUCCCGAUGGCAACACGGCCGACGAUGGAUACGAGGGCACCUGCCCCGUGGACAGAUACCGCCAGAAUGUGUACGACCUCUACAACAUGGUGGGCAAUGUCUGGGAAUGGACUGCGGAUUUGUGGGACACGAGCGACGUUAGCGAGAGUCCGAAUCGCGUCAAGAAGGGCGGCUCCUACUUGUGCCACAAGUCGUACUGCUUCCGCUACCGCUGUGCGGCUCGUUCGCAAAACACCGAAGAUAGCUCAGCCGGAAAUCUGGGUUUUCGAUGUGCCAAGGAUGCGUGAGGCGGCAUGGUACACAGCAUACAUCGUUCUUUGGAUCUUUUGUACAGUUUUAAAAUAUACUUACUUUUGUGGUCUUGUCUUAAACUA
Molecule: messenger RNA, 1140 nt
Organism: Drosophila pseudoobscura
Lineage: Eukaryota; Metazoa; Arthropoda; Insecta; Diptera; Drosophilidae
Product: formylglycine-generating enzyme
Exons: 2
Coding region: 34-1053 (339 amino acids)
Cellular component (GO): endoplasmic reticulum
Source: RefSeq, a predicted model, not a curated record